CCGCAGCCCCGCGCCCGCAGCUUGCUGCCGGAGCCGCUUUGUGCCGCGGGCGGGGGGACGGGGACGCGGGGCGCGGAGCCGGCGGGCGCAGCCUCAGCAUGGACGUGACCGUCUCGGAGCUCCUGGAGCUCUUCCUGCAGAGCCCGCUGGUGACCUGGGUGAAAACUUUUGGCCCGUUCGGAAGCAGCAACCAAGACAACCUGACUAUGUACAUGGAUUUAGUGGACGGCAUCUUUUUGAACCAAAUCAUGUUGCAAAUAGACCCCAGACCAACAAAUCAGCGCAUCAACAAGCACGUCAACAACGAUGUGAACCUUCGCAUUCAGAACCUGACCAUCUUGGUGAGAAACAUCAAGACCUACUACCAGGAAGUUCUCCAGCAGCUGAUUGUAAUGAAUUUGCCCAAUGUCUUGAUGAUUGGCAGAGACCCGCUGUCUGGGAAGAGCAUGGAGGAGAUCAAGAAGGUGCUGCUGCUGGUGCUGGGCUGUGCCGUCCAGUGUGAGAAGAAAGAGGAGUUUAUUGAGAGAAUCAAACAGCUGGACAUCGAGACCCAGGCUGGGAUCGUGGCCCACAUCCAGGAGGUGACCCACAACCAGGAGAACGUGUUUGACCUGCAGUGGCUGGAGCUGCCCGACGUGGCCCCGGAGGAGCUGGAGGCCCUCUCGAGGAACAUGGUGCUUCAUCUCCGGAGGCUCAUUGACCAGCGGGAUGAGUGCACGGAGCUGAUCGUGGACCUGACCCAGGAGCGGGAUUACCUGCAGGCACAGCAGCCCCCGAGCCCCGUCAAGUCCUCCAGCGCGGACUCCACGCCCAGCCCCACCAGCAGCCUCUCCAGCGAGGACAAGCAGCACCUGGCCGUGGAGCUGGCCGACACCAAGGCCAGGCUGCGGCGCGUCAGGCAGGAGCUGGAGGAGAAGACGGAGCAGCUUGUGGACACCAGACACGAGGUGGACCAGCUGGUGCUGGAGCUGCAGAAAGUCAAGCAGGAGAACAUCCAGCUGGCAGCAGACGCCCGGUCUGCUCGCGCCUAUCGAGACGAGCUGGAUUCCCUGAGGGAGAAGGCGAACCGCGUGGAGAGGCUGGAGAUGGAGCUGGCGCGCUGCAAGGAGAAGCUGCACGACGUGGACUUCUACAAAGCUCGCAUGGAGGAGCUCAGAGAAGAUAAUAUCAUUUUAAUUGAAACCAAGGCCAUGCUGGAGGAACAGCUGACGGCUGCUCGCACGCGGGGCGACAAAGUCCACGAGCUGGAGAAGGAGAACCUGCAGCUGAAAUCUAAACUUCACGACCUGGAAUUGGACCGGGACACAGAUAAGAAACGAAUUGAGGAACUGCUGGAAGAAAACAUGGUCCUUGAGAUUGCACAGAAGCAGAGCAUGAACGAAUCUGCCCACCUCGGCUGGGAGCUGGAGCAGCUGUCCAAGAAUGCAGACCUGUCAGAUGCCUCCAGGAAGUCAUUCGUGUUCGAGCUGAACGAGUGCGCCUCCAGCCGCAUCCUCAAGCUGGAGAAGGAGAACCAGAGCCUGCAGAGCACCAUCCAGGGGCUGCGGGACGCGUCCCUGUCGCUGGAAGAGAGCAGCCUCAAGUGCGGGGAGCUGGAGAAGGAGAACCAGCAGCUCAGCAAGAAGAUUGAGAAGUUACAGACGCAGCUGGAGAGAGAGAAGCAGAGCAGCCAGGAUUUGGAGACCCUCAGCGAGGAGCUGAUCAAAGAGAAGGAGCAGCUGCAGAGCGACAUGGAGGCCCUGAAGGCCGACCGGGCCCGGCAGAUCAAGGACCUUGAGCAGGAAAAGGACCACCUCAACCGCGCGGUGUGGUCGCUGCGGGAGAGGUCGCAGGUCAGCAGCGAGGCCCGCGUGAAAGACGUGGAGAAGGAGAACAAAGCCCUCCACCAGACGGUGACAGAGGCCAGCAGCAGACUCAGCCAGCUGGAGUUCGAGAAGCAGCAGCUGCACAAGGACCUGGAGCAGGCCAGGGAGAAGGGGCAGCGGGCGGAGAAGCUGGAGGGGGAGCUGCAGCGGCUGCAGGAGGAGAACGUGCAGCUCACCAGCAAGGUGACCUCCCUGGAGAUGGCCACCGAGAAAGCCACGGCCCUGGAGCACGAGAGCCAGGGCCUGCAGCUGGAGAACCGGGCGCUGAGGAAGUCUCUGGACACCUUGCAGAACGUGUCCGUGCAGCUCGAGGGCCUGGAGCGUGACAACAAGCAGCUGGACGCGGAGAACCUGGAGCUGCGCAAGAUGGUGGAGGCCAUGCGCUUUACCAGCGCCAAGAUGGCGCAAAUCGAGAGGGAGAACCAGCAGCUGGAGCGCGAGAAGGAGGAGCUGAGGAAGAACGUGGAGCUGCUGAAGGCGCUGGGCAAGAAGUCGGAGCGCCUGGAGCUCAGCUACCAGAGCGUGAGCGCCGAGAACCUGCGGCUGCAGCAGAGCCUGGAGAGCAGCGGCCGCAAGUCGCAGGCCCUGGAGAGCGAGCUGGGCGAGCUGGAGGCCGAGCACCAGGCGCUGCGGCGGGACCUGGAGGCCCUCCGGCUGGCCGGCGUGCAGCUGGAGCGGGCCGAGAGGGACAAGAAGGCCCUGGAGCAGGAGGUGGCCCAGCUCGAGAAGGACAAGAAGCUGCUGGAGAAGGAGGCCAAGCGGCUGUGGCAGCAGGUGGAGCUGAAGGACGCGGUGCUGGACGACAGCACCGCCAAGCUGUCCGCCGCCGAGAAGGAGAGCCGCGCGCUGGACCGCGAGCUGGCCCGCUGCAGGGACGCGGCCGGCAAGCUGAAGGAGCUGGAGAAGGACAACAGGGACCUCACCAAGCAGGUCAUCGUGCACACGAGGACGCUGACCACCCUGCGGGAGGACCUGGUGCUGGAGAAGUUGAAGAGCCAGCAGCUGAGCGGGGAGCUGGACAAACUGGGCCAGGAGCUGGAGAAGGUCGGCCUCAGCAAGGAGCUGCUGCUGCAGGACGACAACAGCAACAGUGACACAAAAUACAAGAUUUUGGAGGGCAGAAAUGAAUCAGCCUUGAAAACAACACUGGCCAUGAAAGAAGAAAAGAUUGUGUUCUUGGAAGCGCAGAUGGAAGAGAAAGUGAGCCUGAACCACCAGUUACAGAACGAGCUCCAGACGCUGAAGACGGAGUGUAAGACCCUCAGGCAGAGCCAGGAAGAGGGGAAGCACCUGCAGAACUCUUUCAAACACCCCCUGGGGAAGACGGUCGCAGGCAGCCAGGGGAAGGAGUCCUGGGGGCCCAGCCACAAGGAAGCCACGAUGGAGCUGCUCCGAGUGAAGGACCGGGCCAUCGAGCUGGAGCGGAACAACGCAGCUCUGCAGGCUGAGAAGCAGCUGCUCAAGGAGCAGCUCCAGCACAUGGAGACCCAGAACGUGGCCUUCAGCAGUCAGAUCCUGACGCUGCAGAAGCAGAGCGCCUUCCUGCAGGAGCACAACACCACGCUGCAGACACAGACGGCCAAGCUGCAGGUGGAGAACUCCACCCUGAGCUCCCAGAGCGCCGCGCUCACCGCACAGUACGCGCUGCUGCAGAACCAGCAGACAGCCAAGGAGAACGAGAACGAGAACCUGCAGAAGCAGCAGGAGCAGCUGACGGUGGCCUACGAGGCCCUGCUCCAGGACCACGAGCACCUGGGCGCACUGCACGAGCGGCAGUCCGCCGAGUACGAGGCCCUCAUCCGCCAGCACAGCUGCCUGAAGACGCUGCACCGGAACCUGGAGCUGGAACACAAGGAGCUGGGGGAGAGGCACGGCGACAUGCUCAAGCACAAGGCGGAGCUGGAGGAGCUGGAGAAGGUCUUGACCGCCGAGCGGGAGGCUCUGCAGCAGGAGCAGAGGACGAACGCCAUCGCUACGGGAGAGAACCAGAGGCUGCGGGGGGAGCUGGACAGAGUCAACUUCCUGCACCACCAGCUGAAGGGGGAGUAUGAGGAGCUGCACGCCCACACCAAGGAGCUGAAAACCUCGCUGAACAACUCGCAGCUGGAGCUGAACCGCUGGCAGGCCCGGUUCGACGAGCUGAAGGAGCAGCACCAGAGCAUGGACAUCUCGCUGACCAAGCUGGACAACCACUGCGAGCUGCUCUCCCGUCUCAAGGGGAACUUGGAGGAAGAAAAUCAUCACCUCUUGAGCCAGAUCCAGCUGCUGAGCCAGCAGAACCAGAAGCUUCUGGAGCAGAACAUGGAGAACAAGGAGCAGUACCACGAGGAGCAGAAACAGUACAUAGACAAACUAAAUGCCUUACGGAGACACAAGGAAAAACUGGAAGAAAAAAUCAUGGAUCAGUACAAGUUCUAUGAUCCUGCUCCAAAGAAUAGGAAGAACCACUGGAUUGGAGCCAAAGCAUUAGUCAAACUCAUCAAACCAAAGAAAGAGGGUUCGAGAGAACGGUUGAAGUCGACCGCAGACAGCCCCCCCUGGCAGCUGGAGUCCUCAGACCCCACCUCACCGUCGACCUCUCAGCCUCUCAGAUCACAGCCGGAGAACCCCGACACCCCCCCAGUGGGCUUGAACUGUGCAGAAGAGUGCAACGCCCACAGCGGGCCUGUGGGCAAAGGCCCUGGGGAUCUAAAGCCAAAGCGAGGGUCCCCACGCGGAGGCAGCCUUGACCGCACAGAUGCUUCCGCUGACCCGGCCGCGAAGUCCUGGCCCUCGGAGCUGGGCUCCCGGACCUGCUCAGCCUCAGCCCCCACCACCGUCCCUUCCAGCUCCACGCCCCUCGCCCGGCACCCAGGCCGCACCAAAGGCUGUAAUUCAGAUGACAACCUCUGCGAACCGUCCCUGGAGCUCGAGUUCAGCAACCACAGGCAGUACGCGUCCCGGCCGAGCAGUCUGGAGAGCAGCAGAAACACAUCCAGCAACAGCUCCCCUCUUAACCUAAAAGGUUCCUCCGACCAGCUGCACGGGCGGUCUGAGAGCUUCAGCAGCGAAGACCUGAUCCCCAGCAGGGACCCGGCCACUCUGCCCCGGGACACCAGCACCCCAGGUCGCAGCGCACUUGGCCGCCAUGAGUACCCCCCACCCCGGAAUGGCCCUCUCCCCCAGGAGGGUGCCCAGAAGAGGGGUGUGGCCCCUUCCCAUGCAGGGGUGCGGCCCUGCUCUGCCUCCCCCAGCAGUGAGAUGGUCACCUUGGAGGAGUUCCUAGAGGAGAGCAACCGGAGCUCCCCGACCCACGACACUCCCAGCUGCCGGGAUGACCUGCUGAGUGACUACUUCCGAAAGGCCAGUGACCCCCCGGCCAUCGGAGGCCAGCCGGGACCACCGACCAGGAAAGAAGGGGCCAAGAUGCCCACCAGCCUCGUGGCCCCCACCAUCAAGAUGGCCGCCAGCACCCCCGAGGGGAGGCUGCUGAAGCCCGGGCAGUGUGUGAAGCCAAACUUCAGACCGGCUGAGGCCGAGCCCCCAGCCAGUGUCCCCCCGAGACAGGCCCAGCCUCCCCAGAGCCUGUCUCUGGGCAGAGCCCGGCAAGCCGCGAUGUCCCCAGCUUCCCACGCGCCCCCUGGCCGGAGCGCUUCCCUGAGCCGGGCCUUCAGCCUGGCGUCGGCUGACCUCCUCCGGGCCAGCGGGCCAGAGGCCUGCAAACAGGAGUCCCCUCAGAAGCCGGGGGUCCCUGAGGUCUCGGGGGGCAGAGAGACAGGCAGCCACGCCCUGCGAAGCCCCACACCCCCCGGCGCCCACAGCCUGGCCCGGGAGCGGACCCCACUGGCGGGGAAGGCCGGCAGCUCCUCUCAAGGGCCGGCCCCCCGCAGCCGGCCGCCAGACACCAGGCGCUUCUCGCUGGCUCCGCCCAAGGAGGAGAGGCUGGCCCCGCUGCAGCAGUCGGCCACCGUCCCGGCCAUCGCUGCUGUAGGCGGCGGCGGCAGCAGCUCCCAGCACUUCUUACCUGCUGCAGCCCCAGCUGCCAGGACCAAGCCCAGAACGCCCCCACACUCUGGGGAGAUGGCCACCAUCGCCCCUGUCCGGGCGGGGCUCAGCCUCACAGAGGGAGACGGGGGCCCCGGGCACAGCCACAUCGAGGGGCUCCCGGCCAAGAGCCCAGGUAGGUCCCCUGACUCGGCUCCCCACGCCAGCCGGGGCCCCGAGGACUACAGUCGGGGCAGCAGCUCAAAGAGCACGCCGGCGUCCCCGGAGCCGGGUGGGGACCAGCAGACGGUGUGGUACGAGUAUGGCUGCGUGUGACUCAUCUGGUGGACCGGCAGCUCCCGCGUCCUCACACUACUGACACGCCCUCCGAUUCCGACGGCCUCUUCUCCUGCGUGCGCCUGCGGUGCCAGGGAAGGGUUCAGAAUGAGGAAAGGGGUUCCCACGCAUUUCCCUUUUUGUUUUGUUAAUGAAAACACUGUGCCAAGCCCUGAGAGCGUCACACUCCCAGGUGUGUAAUGUAUCUUCUGUAUCUGCAGCUUCCAGCAGCUGGUAUCUUUUGAACAAAUCCACUUUGGCAUGGGGACCACUUGGAAUGCAAUGACAAAACUGACUUACCCGAACGCAGACACUAUUUGAGUGUACCCCGGUAGAAACACUUUUUUGCAACUUCUUGACCUCCAUUAAAGCAUAUGCACACGCACACACACACACACACACACUCACAAGGCUAAGCCCUGGUGGGUCUGAAAACCCCACUCCCUCUUCUCCCAAAGCCAUUUGAUCCUAGGAGAAGCCCAGACCGGCCAGACUACAAAGCUUAAGGGCCGUGGGCAGACCCCAGGGUCAGGCCUGCUGUUAAAAACCAGGAAUGUGGCUGUCCCAUUCCUGGGAUCCCAAGCACUUCCCUUUACCCCAGGGCCAAGGGUGGCCCUGGGCAUCUGCCUCUCUCCUCCAGCUGGCUCCUGGGCUCUGCACGGUGGGCUCUGGGGGCCACACAGGCACCUUCGUCCCAGAUCCACAAACACUGGAUUUGCCAGCCAGGGGGUGAGGGCAGAGAGAAGCCCCCACCCGCCCUCCUCCCGGCAAGUGUGCAUAGUGCACAGAGGGGACUGGGGCGCUGACGUCCCCCGGCUCAGAUGGGAUGUUGAUUUAUUAUUGCUGAAUAACUUCUGGGUGUAGAAACCAAAUUUCUUUUAAUAUAUUACCUAUAUAUGUACACACUCCUGUGAUAUAUGUAUACUUGGGGGCUCUAUUUAUGUUCUUUUCCGUCAGGAGUCUUACCUGCUGCUUUGUGUUCGGUCAGAUUCCUGACACAUUUAGUUUCCUGUCGUGACGGUGCUUUUCCUGGGGUGAACUAAACCUAUUGAUUUUUUUUUAAGAUUUUUUUUUUCCUUUGGAUUUAAUAUACUGAGAAAGAAAUGGGAGACUUUUGAAUGUUAACAAGAUCCAUUUUAGGAGUGUUUUGGGUUGUGUAUUAGCCGUUCCGGAACACAAGGACAAGAUUGUAAUAAAAUGGAAUGGAAGAGAA
Molecule: messenger RNA, 7377 nt
Organism: Lemur catta (Ring-tailed lemur)
Lineage: Eukaryota; Metazoa; Chordata; Mammalia; Primates; Lemuridae
Gene: CCDC88C
Product: coiled-coil domain containing 88C
Exons: 30
Coding region: 99-6164 (2021 amino acids)
Biological process (GO): cytoplasmic microtubule organization; cytoskeleton-dependent intracellular transport
Cellular component (GO): cytoplasm; centrosome
Molecular function (GO): microtubule binding; dynein light intermediate chain binding
Source: RefSeq, a predicted model, not a curated record